This is a messenger RNA of Manduca sexta (tobacco hornworm), 5262 nucleotides long. RefSeq names its product mediator of RNA polymerase II transcription subunit 13-like. Gene Ontology annotation, cellular component: mediator complex. The record is from RefSeq and is a predicted model, not a curated record. Gene Ontology annotation, molecular function: transcription coregulator activity. NCBI's taxonomy places the organism in Eukaryota, Metazoa, Arthropoda, Insecta, Lepidoptera, Sphingidae. Gene Ontology annotation, biological process: regulation of transcription by RNA polymerase II.
AAGGCGAGCAGGGGUCGUGGGACGGCCUGUCCUACGAGUGUCGUUCGCUGUUGUUCAAAGCGCUCCAUAACCUCAUUGAAAGAUGUCUCCUGUCGCGGGACUUCGUGAGGCUCGGCAAGUGGUUUGUGCAACCGUACGACGGCGACGAGGAGGAUGUCGGCAAGAGUCCAUGGCACCUGUCGUUCUCGUUCGCGUUCUUCCUCCACGGCGAGAGCACGGUGUGCGCGUCUGUGGACGUGCGCCAGCAUCCGCCCGUGCGCACGCUCACCGCCAAGCGGCUCGCCAAGAUCAACUCGCCGGACCACAACGGAGAUGCUAAGGUGAUCCUGGCGCCGUUCGGGCUGGAGGGGCGGCUGACGGGGCGCGAGUGGGGCGAGGCGGACGCCGCCACCGCGCGCCUGCUCGACGCCUGGCGACAUCUCUACCCGCUCGAGCAGGGCUGCGGCGCCGUCGAGGUGGUGUGCGGCGGGUCGCGCAUGCAUUACCCGAGCCCGUACGCGCUGGUGACGGACAUGGAGCCGGGCGCGCGCGCGCCGCCGCCGCGCAUGGCGCCGCGCGCGCUCACCGCGCUCACCACGCCCGCGCCGCACCAGAGUGCGGAAUUGUGCUUCAGCGACCCAGCCGCCGAUAAGAACGAUGACUUCGUCGACCCCACCCGCAAAACACCCUGUACCUGUACCAAAUUCCUUCGUCGCGACCGAUGCAGACUCUUGUCACACUUUGAUAUCUCUUACUUGGGCUCGCCGGCGGGGCUAGCGUUGUGUGGGUGCAGGUGGCGGCGGCGCCGCGCCCCCCGCCCCUUCCACCGCCGCGCCGCUCCCGCGCGCCUGCGCCACCACGCGCCGCCCCCGCCGCCCGCGCCCACCCGAGGGUCGCUGGUGGCGGGCGCGCUGGCGGGCGGCGGCGGCGCGGGGUCGCCGGGCUCGUGCGCCGGCUCGCCCGCGCCCGGGGCCUCCGCGCCGCCCUCCGCCGGGCCGCCGCCGCCCUCGCCCGGACACCACGCCGCGCAGGGACAGCACCAGACCACGGGCGCGGUGCCGACGACGCUGCACACGCCGGCGCCCACGCCUGACCCGCAUGCACCGCCAACUCCGGCGCCGCCAUCCUUGCCGCCGCCCAAGCUGUACAACCAGGGCGAGUCCCCGGGCUGGUCGGGCUGGUCGGGGUGGGGCGGCGAGCCCCCCGAGGCGGCGCGCCGGCCCGUGCUGCCGCGCGCGCCGCGCCGCCCCGACCCGCUCGAGGACGAGACCGCGCUGCGCAUGCUCUACGACUACACCACCGUCUACGCAUGGUUGGAACACCCUGUGAAACGUUUCAAAAGCGAAGAGAACUGCUUUCGCGAGGAGCUGGCGCUAGGCGUGGCUGCCGGCGAGGAUCUGUACGCGGGCCACGACCACACCAGCAUGGCGGUCAUGCUCGACCACGCCAAGGUCGAGAUCAAGCAGGAGCGGCAAGACCAUACGGAGGACACAAAAGAGUACAAGAAUCUGUUCACAUCGGACGGGCUGUGCGCGACGUUCAAGGACCUCGACCAGAUAUUCGACAACUCGGACGACGCGGCCAGCGGUGAUGAGACGGUAAGACUUAUGCAGGUGGCGUGCGGCGAGGAGUCUCGCUGGGCGGGCCGGUGCGUCCGCGCGGAGGAGCUCAGCAAGAUGUUCCCCACGCCGCCCAGCAUGGAGGCGCACGCGCAGCCCUCGCCCGGCUUCAGCCUGCCCGACGACGUGCCGCCGCCGCGACACCUGCCGCCCGCCGGCUCCCCACCACCGGACGCCGCCAUCGAGGACUGGUCGUUCGUAUUCAAACCACCGACUGUGUACAAGUACGUGGGCUCGUCGAAGUACGCGCCGCUGACGACGUUGCCGAGUCAGCUGCUGCCGCCGGUGACGCUGCCGCCGCAGGCCGUGUACCGGCCGCGCUGCCACCGCGAGCAGGGCAAGCGCGACGCAGACACCGACACCGACUCGCAUCGGAACGGUGUGAAACGGUCCGCGUCUCCCGCGAGCGAGUCCCGGGAGGGGUCGGUCGCGGCGCGGGUGCGAGGGCGCGAGCGCGGAUCGCCCGCGCCGACGCCGGGCCCGGGCGCCGUGGCCGUGCCCGCCCCCUCCGCCGCACCCGCCGCGCCCCGCCCCGCGCACUCCGCCUGCCCGCUUCUGCUCAACGUGCUGCUGGCCGACACCGUGCUCAACGUCUUCCGCGAUCACAACUUCGACAGCUGCACGCUCUGCGUCUGCAACGCCGGACCCAGGGUGGUGGGCAACAUCCGCGGCGGCGACGCUUCCACGUACCUGAGCCCUCUGCCAGUGGAGGGCGGCGGUGAGGGAAGAGGAGUGAAGAGUGGCGGCGUGGACGACGAGCCCGCGCGCUGCACUUGCGGCUUCAGCGCCGUCGUCAACCGACGCCUCGCCCAUCGCGCCGGACUUUUCUAUGAGGAUGAAAUGGAGAUAACUGGCGUGGCGGAGGAGCCGGGAGGGGCGGGCGGCGGCGGCGGCGGCGGGCUGAAGCGACGUGGCGGGCGUGGUGGUGGCGCAGUGCGCGGCGCUGGCAGGCAACAACGCGUCCGCGCUCGCCCGCACCGCCGCGCGCCCUCCACACAACGCACCGCGCACGACGACCUGCGACUCAACCUGCUCGAAUACUCUGACGGCGGCAGUGCGGCGGCGCGUGCGCUGCGUGCGGCGCGCACGGGGUCGCUGGGCGGCGCCACGCCUACGCCUGCACCCGCGCCCGCCAACAGCAGCGCCGUACAUCGCUGGCCUUUUAUCAGCGCCCGCGCGCCGCGCUCUUCCAGGGACGUCGUCAGAUUAAUGCGUCGACUCCGGCCGCUGCGGGACGCGAUACAAAAACGGUGCUGCGGCGCGCGAAUGUGGGACGGUGUCACCGGCCCGCUCACCUGGCGGCAGUUCCACCGACUGGCCGGCCGCGGCAAUGAGGACCUGUGCGAGCCGCAGCCAGUGCCGCCACUGCUUGUCGGACACGACCGCGACUGGGUCUCACUGUCUCCGUACGCGCUGCGUCAUUGGGAACGGCUCGCGUUAGAACCAUACUCGUACGCGCGUGAUGUCGCCUUCGUCGUGGUCGGCGCCGACUGCGACGCACUCCAAGAUCCACUACGCAUGUUCUUCCGUGAACUCUCUACCGCGUACGAAGCCUGCCGGCUCGGACGUCACAGGCCUGUGGGUCGCAUCGCAAGAGACGGCAUUGUUCGAGCUCCUGCCUCAGGUGGUUCGGCAACAAGGGACGAAUGGGCUGGCGACCUGCCCGGACGGCUCGGCGAGUAUGUGCGGGCGUACGCGGAGGCGUUGCGCAAUGUGGUGCCUCAGCUGGCGGCGUUGCCGGUAGACCGGACGCUGUUCGAGGGCACGGGCGGGUCGUCCCCCGCGCGGGCGGAGGGCUCGGCGUCGCCCACGCCGGAGCACGAGCCGGAGCCGGCGAUCGGCGCGCCACAGUCGAGCACGGCGCUGUGCGAUGCGGACGAAAGCGGGCCGCCGGCGUUGGUGCUGUACCUGGUGGAGCCGCCCGCCGCGCCCGCGGACCGCGCGCGUGCUCUGCACUGCCUGCUGCGGCUCGCCGCCACCACACACACGCAUCUGAUGCACCACAAUCCACUCAUCAAGAUCGUGUCGCUGGAGAGCGUGUGCGAGGUGUGGGGCAUGGGCGGCACCGAGGAGUGCGCGGCGGCGGGCGGGGCGGGCGGCGUGGCGGGCGGCGCGGGCGGUGCGGGGGCGCGGGAGGUGCGCGCGCUGGCGUUCAGUGUGUUCAGCGGCGCGCGGCGACUGCUGGCGCACCACGCCAACGGCAAGUCGCUCACCGGCUUCGGCACCGCCGCGCACGCCAACCUCUUCCUGCACUCCAAGGACGAGAAGAACCGCGCGGCGUACAAGCUGUUCUCGCCGGCGUGGGUGCUGGCGGCGCCUCGCGCGCUGAAGGAGGUGGCGGAGACGUGGGGGCAGGGCGCCGGCGAGGGCGCCGUGCUGUUCGUGUCCUACUGCCUGUCGCACGACCAGCGCUGGCUGCUGGCCGCCGCCACCGACGCCCGCGGCGAGCUGCUCGACACGGCCGCCAUCAACAUACACGUGCCGCACCGCUCGCGCCGGAGACGCAACGGGCCCGCGCGCCGCAUGGGCCUCACCAAGCUCAUGGACUUCACGCUCGGCGUCAUGAGCCAGGCCGCGCAGCCCUGGCGCCUCGUCGUCGGACGCGUCGGACGGAUCGGACACGGCGAACUCAAGGGCUGGAGCUGGCUACUGUCGCGCAAACACCUAGACCGCGCGUCGAACAUGCUGCGCGAGAUUUGCGGCAGCUGCUCGGUGCUGUACCCGACGCACGUCCCAUGCAUCCUGUCUGCGUGCCUGGUCUCCACUGAGCCGGACUCGUGUCUGCGACUCAUGGCUGAUCGGUUUACGCCCGAUGAGCGGUUCUCACAGGCUUCCAUACAGUCGCACCUGCACACGCCGCGUGAUGUGACGGCCACGCAUAUACUCGUCUUCCCGACCUCAGCCACCACGCAGUCAAACCAGAUGCCAUUCGAGCCGCCGAUGGCGAACGGCGAGGACAACGACAUGAUGUUCCUGAACGUGGACAUGGGCGACGAGGACAUGGCCGAUGACAACAUCAACGACUUGCUAAUCGGUGAUAUGUUCAAUAACAUGUGGGCGCCGAACUCGCCGCGGCGUGCCGACGACGAGCCGGGCGGCUCCCCUGCGCCUGCGCACCAUCCCGCGCACCAUCACCAGGCGCACGAGGGACAGCAGGAGCAGGUGGGCACAGUAUUCCAACAACCGCUGGCGCUCGGGUACCUGGUGUCGACGGCGCCGCUGGGCGCGAUGCCGGGCUGGUGGUGGGCGGGCUGCGGCCACCUGCGCGACGCGUGUCCCGCCUUCCUCAAGAACGCGCUGCAUCUCCACUCCGUGCACGCCGCCGACGACUUCACCUCGCUCACGCAGCGCCGCGACCACAACACGCACCCGCUCGACUCGCAGACCACCACCGAUGUCCUCAGAUAUGUGCUGGAGGGGUACAACGCGUUGUCAUGGCUCGCCUUAGACGGGAACACGCACGAUCUCUCCUGCCUGCCGCCGCUGCACGUGCAGGUCCUCAUGCAGCUGUACCACACGGCGGCGGCGCUGGGCUAAACUCCAGCGCAUUCAUUACUACAGGAACAGUCGACCAAUGGGACCACGUGGUCACCUUCAAAACCAACAACGGAGUUGCGGCUACCAUCAGGGAAGUUUGUAUCGAAGCUGAAGAGAGACCCGUCUC